GAAGGAAGUAGCUCCAUCACUUUGUUUUAAAAUGGGAGAAGAGAAGGAGGUGAUUUCUCAUGUUAUUUCCAGUCCUCCUUUUGAAGUUGAAGUUCCUCAAACUCUUCAUCAGAUUGGCCAAGAAAUUUAAAUAUGGGAGAAGAGAAGGAGGUGAUGUCUCAUGUUAUUUCCAAUCCCUCUUUUGAAGUUGAAGUUCCUGAAACUCUUCAUCAGAUUGGCCAAGAUUCAUGGUUUCAGGUGGGACUUGUUCUCACGACUACUGUCAAUUGUGCGUAUGCACUAGGAUAUGCUGGCACAAUCAUGGUUCCUCUGGGUUGGAUUGGUGGUGUGACUGGUAUGGUUUUAUCUACAAUCAUAUCAUUAUAUGCCAGUACCCUUAUGGCAAAGAUCCAUCAAUAUGGAGAAAAAAGGCAUAUCAGAUAUAGAGAUCUUGCAGGAUUUAUGUAUGGAUACAGAGCUUAUGUCAUUGUUUGGGGAUUACAGUAUGCAAAUCUUUUCUUGAUAAAUAUUGGAUUCAUCAUUUUGGGUGGACAAGCCUUAAAGGCUUUCUAUCUUCUCUUUAGGGAGGAUCAUGAGAUGAAGCUUCCAUACUUCAUCAUAAUCGCAGGAUUAGCGUGCGUGAUUUUUGCUGUUUCUGUGCCCCAUUUGUCAGCUCUAGGUGUUUGGAUGGCAGUUUCCACAUUCCUCAGUAUAGUGUAUUUCUCAAUAGCCUUUGCUUUGUGUCUUAAAGAUGGUAUUAAUGCGCCUCCUAGGGACUAUAGCAUUCCAGGAUCCUCCUCUAGUAGAGCUUUUACAACUAUUGGUGCAGCUGCAAGUCUUGUUUUUGUAUACAACACAGGAAUGAUCCCAGAGAUCCAGGCUACUGUAAGAGCACCUGUUGUUGACAACAUGUUGAAAGCCCUGUAUUUUCAGUUUACUAUAGGAGUUGUGCCGGUGCAUGCUGUUACUUACAUGGGGUAUUGGGCGUAUGGAUCUAAAUCAUCAUCUUAUUUGCUCUACAAUGUCAGUGGCCCUGUUUGGCUGAGGGGAUUAGCCAACAUUGCUGCUUUCUUCCAAUCCAUCAUUACGUUGCACAUAUUUGCAAGUCCAACAUACGAGUAUUUGGACACUAAAUAUAGAAUAAGUGGAAGUGUAUUGGCUUUUCGGAACCUGUCAUUCAGAACAGUAGUUAGAGGUGGUUAUCUAGCAAUUACCAUUUUUCUAUCUGCUCUGUUACCUUUUCUUGGAGAUUUCAUGAGCUUCACCGGUGCUAUCAGUACAAUUCCACUCACAUUUAUUCUUCCGAAUCACAUGUACAUUGUUGCUAUGAGGAAGCAAAUUUCGUCAUUACAAAAGAGCUGGCACUGGUUCAACAUUCUCUUCUUUAGUUGUAUAGCUGUUGCAGCAUUAGUUGCUUCUGUAAGACUUAUUGCCAUGGACUCAAAAACUUACCAUGUGUUCGCAGAUUUAUAACUCAUUCGAGUUUACCUGGAUGAGAAUGUCUCUCAUGUUUAUGUUGUUAGUUGUAUUCAAACAUUGUAGCUUCUCUAUUAGAA
Molecule: messenger RNA, 1535 nt
Organism: Solanum stenotomum
Lineage: Eukaryota; Viridiplantae; Streptophyta; Magnoliopsida; Solanales; Solanaceae
Product: proline transporter 2-like
Exons: 8
Coding region: 133-1452 (439 amino acids)
Cellular component (GO): plasma membrane
Source: RefSeq, a predicted model, not a curated record